AUGCCCGAGGAGACCCAAGAAGGAGUGACUUGUUUGCUCAAAUCAGUCCCUGUCCCUAUAGACACUGUGUUGCCCACGCAGAACCAGAGGGGCAGGGGAGCACUGGCUCCUAACCACGUGGAGGAGGUGCGUCUGCACCGCGUGGAGUCCAUCAGUGAUCUACACAGUGGAGGUUCACUACAGCCCUGUCUGGCUGAAGAGGCACAGACAUGGGAAGAGCUUCUGAGUGUCUUGCCGCCAUCACUGUGCACCCAAGCUGGUUGCAGCCCCAUAUGUGGCCGUGGGGGGUUCCUACUGCUAUUGGCACUGCUGGUAUUCACCUGCCUGGCAUUAGCCAUCCUGGCGGUCUACAUAAGUGUGCUGCAGAGCGAAUCCCUGAGGGUCUUGGCACACACACUGCAAACGCAAGAGGAGACUCUGCUCAAAUUGCGCCUGGCUAGCCUCAGCCAGCUAAGGAGACUCAACUCCAGCGAAGCUCGGGCACCCAGCGCACCCAGCUGACAUGCCGUUUGCAGUGAAACAUGUGAGGGGGAUAAAGGGACCUUUGGCAGGUCUCCUUUCUCCCACUGAAGGCUACACCUACACUACUUCCUCGGUGACAUUUUUGUACAAGAGCCUGAUGUGACUCACAGCUGCCUGUCUCUCUUGACCUCUUCAGACUAGGCCUGACCAAGCCUUCUGCUGCCAAGGCCCUGCUUUGGAUAGCCAAAGGUCAGAGGAUGGGGCACCAGCCUCCUCCUGGCUCCUCCUAUGGCCUGUCAGCACCCCCUGGCCACCCCUGAUAGGAGAUUUCAGAAGGCUAGAAAUAGCUGUCCCUGCUCAGCCACCCACCACUCUGCCAGGCCUCCCAGUGGGGGGUCCAGUCUCAGCUCUCAGACAAGCUAGGCUGAGUUGGGGGGAGGGUGGGGAACCACAUAGCAG
Molecule: messenger RNA, 921 nt
Organism: Phodopus roborovskii (desert hamster)
Lineage: Eukaryota; Metazoa; Chordata; Mammalia; Rodentia; Cricetidae
Gene: Lsmem2
Product: leucine rich single-pass membrane protein 2
Exons: 4
Coding region: 1-501 (166 amino acids)
Source: RefSeq, a predicted model, not a curated record